AUGGGACUGCUGAUCAACGUGAAAGCGCUUGCUUUGCUGUUGCUGCUCCAGAUACCCGCCAUCUCCGCGGUCAGCUGGGAGGAAUGGUGGACGUACGAUGGCAUCUCGGGUCCUGCCUUCUGGGGUCUCAUCAACCCGGAGUGGUCACUCUGCAACAAAGGUCGACGGCAGUCACCCGUCAACUUAGAACCGCAACGGUUGUUGUUCGAUCCGAACUUGCGCAUCUUGCACAUUGACAAACACCGGAUCAGCGGUACGAUCGCCAACACCGGUCACAGCGUCAUCUUCACCGCAGACAACGAGACGACGUCGGCAUAUGGGACGCCACAGAUUCCGGUCAAUCUAACUGGUGGGCCACUCUCUUACCGGUACCGGUUCCACGAGAUUCACAUCCACUACGGUCUGCACGACCAGUUCGGCUCGGAGCACAGCGUCGAAGGGUACACCUUCCCGGCGGAGAUCCAGAUCUUCGGCUACAACUCGCAGCUGUACGCGAACUUCAGUGACGCGCUGUACCGGGCACAGGGUAUCGUGGGCGUUGCUGUACUGCUGCAAUUAGGUGACCUAUCUAACCCGGAGUUGCGCAUGCUGACAGAUCAGGUCGACAAGAUCCGGUACGGUGGUGACGAAGCACCAGUUCGCCGGAUCUCCGUAAGAGAUCUUCUGCCUGACACCGAACACUACAUGACGUAUGAAGGAUCUACGACGGCACCUGCCUGUUAUGAGACUGUCACCUGGAUCGUCAUGAACAAGCCCAUCUAUAUCACCAAGCAACAGUUGCACGCCCUUCGGAGGAUGAUGCAGGGCGCGCCAGACCACCCGAAGGCACCACUCGGUAACAACUUCCGGCCACCGCAACCCCUGCUACACCGUCCUGUUCGGACGAAUAUUGACUUUCGGAACAAACCGGAAAAAGGGGGAAAAAUAUGUGCAACUAUGUACAAGGACGUUCACUAUAAAGCUAAUAGCUGGAAACACAACUGAGCAGUCGAAGAAAGACACCUCGAACGAGCCCGGCGACGAUAGCCUGAUCGUGUUCGAGUCGUGAAGGGCCCACCAGGGCGAAGG
Messenger RNA from Anopheles nili, 1068 nucleotides. It is a transcript of the gene CARPB, whose product is annotated as carbonic anhydrase-related protein 10. The transcript has 7 exons. Gene Ontology annotation, molecular function: carbonate dehydratase activity; zinc ion binding. The record is from RefSeq and is a predicted model, not a curated record. Lineage: Eukaryota; Metazoa; Arthropoda; Insecta; Diptera; Culicidae. Bases 1 to 984 code for a protein of 327 amino acids.